Molecule: messenger RNA, 3292 nt
Organism: Zingiber officinale
Lineage: Eukaryota; Viridiplantae; Streptophyta; Magnoliopsida; Zingiberales; Zingiberaceae
Product: golgin-84-like
Exons: 21
Coding region: 171-2306 (711 amino acids)
Biological process (GO): Golgi organization; retrograde transport, vesicle recycling within Golgi
Cellular component (GO): Golgi membrane; Golgi cisterna
Source: RefSeq, a predicted model, not a curated record
AGUAAAGCCUUCAAAUCAAAGCAACUAACGCAACACAAAUCCCCCCUGCUACAGCCUCGGCGACUCGCCAGGAUCUCGUCUCCCCAUCGGAUCUCCGCCCAUUCCAAUGCGCCCAGGCCCUUCUGCUUCCUCAUUUUAGCCGUUUCUCCGAUCGACGAGCCCUUCUCCUCAUGGCGUCCUGGCUCAAGGUCGCCGAAGAUUUGUUUGAAGUUGUGGAUAGAAGAGCAAAACUUGUUGUUAGCGAGUUGGCCGAUGAACAAUCUAGCUCUCAAGGUUUAGGAGUGACACGUGAGCAGAAAGCAUUAAAUGCUGAAGGUGUUUAUUCGAAUCGGAGAAAAUCAAAAGAUAAGGGCCAGUCAAAACCAUCCAUCAUUGAAAAUCCUACAAAUGCUAGGGUUGAUAAUCAACAGGAAAGUAACGAUAAACCAGCAUCAUAUGCAGAGUCUGAUGAACCAACAAACCAUCAAUCUGAGCAUCCUAUAGAUGUUGGAGUUAAUGACAAGGCUGAAUCAAGCAAAGAAUCUCUUUCAGAGACCAGUAAGGAUCCUCUUGUUUUGGAGAUAAAAACUGGUCAGGAGGGACAGAAUGAUGAUAAUAUGGUGGAAGUUCAACCCAAUGAAGAUAAUAUGGAAUCUUCAGCUUCCUUUGUGAAUGAAGACGUUGCCACUUCAAUUAUGAAAAAUAGCAUUGAAUUGUCUUCCUCCCCUUUGUUAGAAGACAAGGAGAUUGAAUCUAUCAGCAAUGGUCAUGCUUUAGAUGAUAAUUCAAAUGCCAACAACAUGGUAAAUGAGGAGACAUCUUUGACUCCUGAAAAAGAGAGAUCAGGAUCUGAAAAACUUGAAAGAGAAAAUGCUGUUAAUGCUGCAGAAAAUGAGAGAGAAAUUUCAAAGUCUACUCCAAGCAUGAACAAGCAGCAAGAGAAUCUAAGUGAUUCUCAUGUAAAGGUUCAAGACCAGCUAGAUGAGGCUCAAGGACUGCUCAAAAGUGCAGUUAAAACUGGUCAAUCAAAAGAGGCUCGAUUAGCUAGGGUUUGUGCUGGUCUUUCGACCCGCCUUCAAGAGUACAAGGCUGAGAACAAGCAGCUGGAAGAACUUCUUGUUUCUGAGAGGGAAUUGAAUAGUUCUUAUGAAGCUCACAUAAAGCAACUGCAGCAAGAUUUAUCAUUAUCAAAAACGGAAGCGGCAAGAGUUGAAGCAAAUAUGUCAGAUGCUCUAGCUGCAAAAAAUUCUGAAAUUGAGACUCUUGUGAAUUCACUGGAUGCUCUAAAGAAAGAAGCUGCUGCUUCCGAAGGAACAUUGGCAUCCUUGCAGCAGAAUGACAUGGAUACUAUGAGAAGGGGCCGUGAAUUAACUGAGACUCGCGUCAUACAGGCUUUGCGUGAAGAGAUUGCUUCUGCUGAACGUCGAGCUGAAGAAGAGCGUGCUGCACACAAUGCUACUAAAAUGGCAGCGGUAGAAAGAGAAGUAGAACUAGAGCAUCGAGCUGUUGAGUCAUCUAAUGCUCUAGCUAGAAUCCAGAGAGCAGCUGAGGAAAGUACAUCAAGAGCUGCAGAGCUGGAGCAUAAAUUAGCUUUGCUUGAGGUAGAAAAUUCUUCUCUGAACCAAGAGCUACAAGAUCUUGAAGCUCGUAACCGACGCGAGCAAAAGAAGUCUUCUGAAGAAGCUAAUCAAAUCCUUCAAAUGCAGGCAUGGCAGGAAGAAGUGGACCGUGCACGUCGAGGACAAAGAGACGCAGAGAACAAGAUUAGCUACUUAGAGGCUGAGUUACAGAAGAUGAGAGUAGAGAUGGCUGGGAUAAAAAGGGACUCAGAACACUAUUCAAGACAGGAACAUAUGGAACUUGAGAAACGAUAUCGUGAAUUGACUGAUUUGCUGUAUCAUAAGCAAACACAAUUAGAAACCAUGACGAGUGAAAAAGCAGCUUUGGAGUUCCAAUUAAUAAAGGAACAAAAACACCUUCAAGAAUUACAGAUAGAAGCAGAAAGGAGUCGGGUUGCCAACAGAGCUUCUACAUCAUGGGAAGAAGAUACUGACAUAAAAGCUUUGGAGCCUCUUCCCUUGUACCAUCGACACAUGAUUGGUGCACACAAACAGUUGCAAAGAGCUGCAAAAAUUUUAGAUUCAGGAGCUGUCCGUGCCACAAGAUUUUUGUGGCGGUAUCCAACUGCUCGAGUCAUCCUGCUAUGCUAUCUGGUAUUUGUGCAUCUCUUCUUGAUGUACUUGUUGCAUCACCUUCAGGAACAAGCAGACAGAGAUGCUGCCAAAGAAGUUGCUGCUUCUAUGGGACUCAAAUCAAGCUUGGCUUGAGGUGGAGUUUAGUUUCAGGUUUACAUGGUCUCCAAUGUCGAGUCGGUUCCAUAAAUUACUCUUCAUUUCCCCCUUUUGUCUUCUUAUUAAAUGUAAAUGCUAUAUUUUUUUCUUGCAAAUCAUUUUUUUUCAAUAACCAUGACAAUGCAUUCACCUCAAACUCUUGAUUGGUAUUUACAAAUCAUGAGAAUGGAAAUGUUAGUAUGAGUUCGAUAUCCAACUAGCUUGUUCUUUCAGCUUGUCUGAUUUCCUGAUUGUGUAUAGUCGCUCACUUGUAUGGAACUUUUUUUUUUUUAAAAAAAACUUGUUUAGUCACAAUUAUUGUUCAAGAAGCAGAAGCUACUGUUAAUGCAUUUAAAGAUUAACGAAAAUGUGAAAUAAAAAUAAGGAAAACAGCAAGUAAACAGGCAUCGACAGAGGCGAGCUCCGUGGGGUGAUGCAAGGAGCAUUGGCGAUGCCACAGGCAUCGACAGGGGAACCUUCUUGCCAGGCGGCUCUUGGGCGUGCGGAAAACUCAUGGGCACCAAAACUGUGAGUAAUUCCAAUUCCACACUGCCAUCAUAAUAUAUCCAUUCAAGUCAAGCUAAAAUCUUUCCUUUAUAAUUACAUGGAAAAAAAAGAGUAUGAUUAAGAUUAAAAACAUUUUAAAGCAAAUCAUCCUCCCAAAACACAGAUUGAAGGAGAACGACACAUGAUAUUUUUCAGUAAACAUCACACUUUGUCGUCAUGGAACCACCACCUGGUCUCCUUGGGAGAUCGGCCAUUCCGACAGGUCUUCACAUACCGAUCGUUAUCAGGCGGUCGUUGCUGCAGCCACAGGACAGAUUUCAGUAUCAAUGUCAUGAAACAUGUGAAUGCUUAGUAAUUUAAUGUGCAAGAGUGUGUGUAGAGAGACCUUCACGGUUGAACUGGAUAACAUGGACAAAAUGCUGACGCACACGGAGCUUACAGUCAUUGCCGGAGACCAGGAGUCAUACAAGAUGUCU